Messenger RNA from Naumovozyma castellii, 1482 nucleotides. RefSeq names its product fumarase FUM1 (gene FUM1). The record is from RefSeq and is a predicted model, not a curated record. Lineage: Eukaryota; Fungi; Ascomycota; Saccharomycetes; Saccharomycetales; Saccharomycetaceae. The transcript has a single exon. The coding region runs from base 1 to 1482 and encodes 493 amino acids.
AUGCUCAAGCUCAAACUAGCAAACCCUACCAUUCUACGUCUCCAAGCAUCAAGGAUGUCCCUCUCUACCACCACGGCUGCCUCCCAGCAACAAUACAGAAUUGAAACGGACUCAUUCGGUGAGAUCAAAGUGCCCGCAGACAAGUACUGGGGUGCACAAACGCAAAGAUCCUUCCAAAAUUUCAAGAUUGGUGGAUCCAGAGAACGUAUCCCUGACCCUAUAAUAACUGCCUUUGGUAUCUUGAAGAAAUCUGCCGCUAUAGUCAAUGAAUCCCUCGGGACGUUGGAUCCAAAGGUUGCUGACCCAAUCAAGAAGGCUGCUGAUGAAGUUGUACAGGGGAAAUUGAAAGAUCAUUUCCCAUUAGUCGUGUUCCAAACAGGGUCGGGAACACAGACAAAUAUGAACGUUAAUGAAGUCAUCUCUAAUAGAGCCAUUGAAUUGGUGGGUGGGAAACUAGGUUCUAAGCAAAUCCAUCCAAAUAAUCAUUGUAAUCAAUCACAAUCAUCCAAUGAUACUUUCCCCUCCGUCAUGCAUAUUGCCGCUGUCUUGGAAAUUACAAAUUCAUUGAUCCCAGAAUUGACCAAGUUGAAAGAUGCAUUGGAUGUAAAGGCAAAGGAAUUCGCUGAUAUUGUUAAGAUUGGUAGAACUCAUUUACAAGAUGCUACUCCAUUGACCUUGGGACAGGAAUUUAGCGGAUACGUACAACAAUUGGAAAAUGGGAUUUAUAGAAUUGAAUCCUCCCUGUAUCAUUUGAAAUUCCUUGCACAAGGUGGGACCGCUGUCGGAACAGGUUUAAAUACCAAGAUUGGUUUUGAUAAAUUGAUCGCAGAGGAAGUCUCUAAAGAAACAGGUAUUGAAUUUAAGACGGCUCCAAAUAAAUUUGAAGCUUUAGCUGCUCAUGACGCUAUUGUAUUUGCUAGUGGUGCCUUAAAUACCGUUGCCGGCUCUCUUUUCAAGAUUGCUCAAGAUAUUAGAUAUUUGGGUUCAGGUCCACGUUGUGGUUAUGGUGAAUUACAAUUACCUGAAAAUGAACCUGGUUCAUCAAUUAUGCCAGGGAAGGUUAAUCCUACUCAAAAUGAAGCCAUGACUCAAGUUUGUGUGCAAAUUAUGGGGAAUAAUCAAACUAUUUCCAUUGCUGGAUCUCAGGGACAAUUCGAAUUGAACGUCUAUAAGCCAUUAAUGAUCGCUAAUUUAUUGAAUUCCAUUAGAUUGAUGACAGAUGCAUGUAAAUCUUUCAGAAUUCAUUGUAUCGAUGAUUUAAAGGCAAAUAAGGAUAAGAUUAAUGAAAAUUUAAAUAAAUCAUUAAUGCUAGUGACAGCUUUGAAUCCAAAAAUUGGGUAUGAUGCAGCAUCGAAGAUUGCCAAGAAUGCACAUUUGAAAAAUAUUACUUUGAAAGAAUCUGCCUUGGAAUUGAAAUAUUUAACCGCUGAGGAAUUUGAUGAAUGGGUCGUCCCAGAAAACAUGAUUGGUCCAAAACCAUAA